Mollisia scopiformis is the source of this 3959-nucleotide messenger RNA. RefSeq lists its product as uncharacterized. NCBI's taxonomy places the organism in Eukaryota, Fungi, Ascomycota, Leotiomycetes, Helotiales, Mollisiaceae. The record is from RefSeq and is a predicted model, not a curated record. Bases 208 to 3837 code for a protein of 1209 amino acids. The transcript has 3 exons.
AUUCCAGGAGCUCGAUCACAUUUUCAGAAAGUCAGUCUUUAACACAAUUAUGCGGCCUGGUGUAUUGGGUUUCUGAAAUUGGUUUUUGAAAUUCCUAGCGUCGUCUGCUAAUCACCGCAACCGGGACAAACUUCAAGACUUCGAAUUCGUCAAAUGCUAUGGUAAACGGGACUCAUCUGCGUAUGGAGACUUCAAGUCUACGACGCCAUGGACGGGUAUGCGCCGGCCUAUGUGGCUCAUAACAUCCCACUGCUGGUAGUCUCUGGUUUGGGUACACAGUCGGAAGAACACACAAGGCUACCACAGGGUCCUCGAAUUGCUUCCGAAAUACCCCUUGUGGAAUCUGAAGACGCGUUAACUGUGCGGAGACAUUUCAAGGACAGCGACGGUAGCACAUUAGCUUGGAACUCGCGGGAAUAUGGUGGAAGGAACAAAUUCAAAGUGAAGCUUGUUGGAAGGGAUUAUACGUUACCUGUUCGCAAUGCCCAGUUUCCUCCUUCUCAAGCGACAAGCCCAACUUCAAAGCCUGUGUUGCACUCAGCACUCUCCCCUCUCAGUCCAGGAUCGUCGGUCUUUCCGGAUGGCUUACUUGACUCGAAAUGGAUAGAGAAACAUCAAGAGCUUGUUCCAAGUGCAUAUCUCUCCUUCUAUACCUUCACGUCUGAUCCAACACUAUCGACGUUGAAUGAUAACCAAUUGAAGACCGAUAUCAACAGUAUCAAGGGCAUCUUAAGCCGAUCUGGCUACAAAACUCGACUUAUAGUUGCCCUUCUUAGCGAGAAAUCUAUUGUCCAGUCUCCAGAUGUCGAAGAACGGCUGGCUAAUAUUCGCAAGGCGACUGGUCUUGAUGGCAAAACUUCAUUAUUCUUCUUACCACCCCAAAGUUCUCCGGUCGAGCUGAAGGCGUUUGUGGAAACCAUCAUCUCAACGAUAUACCCCAUAUGCAUUGAAUAUUACAGAGAUCUAAGCAAGCAUUCAAGAAGGAAACGAAACAGAGGUGUUGUCCCGCCUCCGACCGCUCCCCCAACUUCAGGAACAUCUCAAACUUUGUCAAGCCAUGGCUGGAAUGUUCGCUAUGAUUUCAAACUCGGUGUUUUUGCAGAAUUUCGGCAGGAAAUGGAUUCUGCAGUUCGUUCUUAUGAAAGCGGCUACGAAGUGCUUCUUGGACUAGAUGUCCUUGAGGCAAUAGCUAGCUGGAGUCCGAGAUGGAAUGAAGCACGUUUACUGGCAGACAUUUUCGCAAUACGCAUCUUGCGCUGUUUACUCUGGAAUGUGAAUAGUACCGCCGCAGUACGUCGAUGGCAGUCACAUCGUGAAAGGAUGCGAGAUUUUGUUGAUCGUAGAGGUAAAGGAUCGGCAACUUAUGGUUGGGAAGCUUGGGAAGCUCGCUGGGCUAUGGUUAUGGGUGAGCUUAUCCAGAAGGCCUCGAUUUCUGAGUUUGGGAGCUCUGCGAUAUUCUUGGCGACUGAGAAAACAAUUGCCAUCGGGGAGAGAGUAGAGCCGUGGGAAUAUCUCCAUCAUCCAGGGUACUGGUUCCGUGCUGCAUCAAAGCACCUCAUGGCACGCCGCACUCUAGCCCUUGAGAUCCCCGAGGAAGAUCGAUCGCCACCCGGGUAUUCGCCAGCGUCUCAGAUUGCAAGUAAAGCAUACACGUACGACACAUAUCUUUGCCCCGAGCCUCAUGAGGAGAGUCCAUUGCCAGGUCGUGAAGGGGUUGAUCAUCCAUUGCUCAUUAUUGAAGCUCUAAGCAAGGCAAUUCCCGAAUUCAGUAGAAGGGGUCAACUACGACUUGUUCAAGAGCUGCAAAUUCUGUCCGCCGCGGAAAGUAUGAAACGGGAAGCUUGGGAUGAUGCAGUAAAAGUGCUCCGUCCAUUAUGGCAAAAGAUGUCUUAUCGAUCAGAAGGCUGGUGGAAUGCAGUAGAAGAUAUCAGCUGGGCGUUGAGAAAAGCAGCCGCCUGCGCCGGUGAUGGUGGCUCCGUCCUAGCCGUGGACUGGGAAUUGAUGAACAAAUGCUUUACACAUCACACCUCAUGGCACUAUGAUCUUUCGAAGUCUCUCGAUGGCCUGGAUACUCUAAAAGCAAAGCCUGCUGUAGUACUUCACGCAAACGAGAUUACAUCUUUUCUCUCUGCUAGUUACGUUUUUGAGUAUCCCGAAGGAAAUGUAGGCGAGCACUGCUCAUCGCAAUUGGCUUUCACCUCAAAUGCGCUCGCUACAGCUGCCCCUUUGACGAUUUCCGAAAUUCGGCUUGACUUUGAUGGAAGCAUGAAACACUUAGUUCUCAAGCAUAAACCCGAGGCAGUUGAUAGUGACAGCUCCGAGAUGCGUCCUGAUAAUUUAGACCUUAGUAUGGUAUCUUUAAGCGAAGGCAUGCACAAUGAUCGGGCUGUAUUGACAGGCGAGGCCAACUUGACUUUUAGACCUGGCCAAACAAGAGUCUUCGAGUUCAGCAGCAUGCUGAGGGAAGCUGGAGAUGCAAAUGCUGCUUCGGCAAACCUUUCUCUCGCUACUGAUCAAUUCGACCUUGAGUACAUUCACACCUUCCAACAAACCACCAUGCCAGAUGUCUGGUGGGGGAAAAGAGGUGUGAAAAAGCGAAUCGUACGACCAAAUCCGUCUUCGAUUACGGUCUUACCGAAGCCGCCAAAGCUUGAGCUUGGCUUCGUUAAUAUGGAAUCACAAUAUUACGCAAAUGAGCGAAUGUUGUUGAAACUCGAGGUGUUGAAUGGAGAAGACGUUGACUCUGUAGUCAGUCUUGACGUACAACUUACUGGAGAGAAUGCACCUGCCAUCUCUAUCGAAACAAAUGAUCUCGACCAAACCUCUGCGGAGAAUACCGAGACAGGAAGCGAUCUGGCGGGUACAGCGCUGGGCAAGAUUGCCAGUGCUGGGACCAGAGUCGUCACAAUCAGUAUUCCGGCACUGGAUGUACCUGCAACGUACGAGUUGUCGGUCAAAGCUGCUUAUCAUUUGGUGUCAGAUAUAGAAACACCUGUAUACUGCUCCAUGUCUAUGCAACUUGAGGUCAUCAAUCCUUUCGAGGCGAACUACGAUUUCUCUCCUCGCAUACAUCCAGCGCCCUGGCCUAGCCUUUUCACUCAUGACGAAGGAGACGAUGAAAAUCAACAAGGCACACAGGCUCGAGGCUUAGCACAAAAGUGGUGCUUAACCGCACGUUAUGCUUCCUUCGCUACUGAGGACUUGAUCGUGGAUGACAUUAAUGUGGAAGUCAUUGGCUCGAAUGGUGGCAUUGAAUGCUACACAGAGAAACUAGUCGCUUUGCCUGGAAGUGGUUUGAGGGUCGCCCCGAAAAGUCUGGAGGAAGCCCAAUUCGAUUGUUUUACACAGAAGUUGUCCCUUGACGAUCGUGGAACUGCUACUCUGGACAUAUCACUCGCGAUAAAGUGGCGGCGUGAUUCAGAAGGAUCACAGUCAAACACCACAAUUUUAGCUGUUCCUCGACUACUUGUCUCAAGCAGCGAGCCAAGAGUACUUGCUGCCGUGUCAUAUUCGACGAAGAUUCCCUCCAUGGUCCAUUUCGAUGUAACCAUCGAGAAUCCUUCGAAUCACUUUUUGACGUUCGGCUUAACGAUGGAACCCAGCGAGAAGUUUGCAUUCUCUGGAACGAAGCAGUCCACAUUACAGCUUGUUCCACUUUCGAGAAGGACGGUGAAGUUUCGCCUGUUGCCGAGUGUUCGAGGGGAUUGGAUUGGACCUAUUCAUUGUGUGAUUCGGGAUAGAUAUUUUCAGAAAGUGUUGAAAAUAGCACCAACAGAUGGGUUGAAGCAAGAUAAGGAGGGCUUGUUGGUAUGGGUCCCUCCAGAAGAAGACCUUUAACCGACUCCUUGAGGAGGUCACACGGAUAUGGUUGCUCGUGUUAUGUCAAGAUAGAUGGGAAAUACUGUAGAAGAAAUGGAGAAUACUUUAGAACACAAAUGUAUAACAGACAUGCGAGGCCG